AUGUCUGUGCAGAUUGGAAGCGUUGCGCCCGCGCUGAACGCUUACUGGGGUCAAUGGGGCGGUUACCGAUUGCGCGACGUUUGUGACUCUGGUGUGCAGUAUGCCACCAUUUCUUUCGUAACCAAGUCUCCAGAGCAAGCCAAUGGAUAUCCAGCGACCAACUUUGGUGCCAAUUGCGCUGGUGAUGUCUACACCAUCAAUGGCCAGAGGACAGAGCUACUCAGCAACUGCCAGCUGAUCAAAGAAGAUAUUCCCUAUUGCCAAGCCAAGGGAGUCAAGGUGCUGCUGUCCAUCGGUGGUGCCCCCGGCCCAAACACCAACUACAAGGUCUCCAACUCUGCCAACGGCCGAGAUUUCGCUGAUUUCCUCUACAAUGCUUUUGGUCCCUAUGAUCCCAGCUGGUCGGGCCCUCGUCCCUUUGAUCUCGGUGCGAACCAGCACGUUGCUGUGAAUGGGUUCGACUUGGACCUGGAGGAUCCUAGCGUCGACUUGACUCCUUAUGAGACCAUGGUCAACCGAUGGCGAGAUCUGGACAGGAACUUGCUCAUCACCGCUGCUCCUCAGUGCGUCAAGCAAGACUAUCUCGACCCCCUCAUCAAGGCUGCCAAGUUCGAUGCCCUCUUCGUCCAGUUCUAUAACAACAAGGUUUGCGAUGCCAUCCCUGGCAAUGAACCUGGAGACAACUUCUCUUAUGACGACUGGGUAGCCAAGCUUCAGACCGGGCAGAGCGUCGACGCCAAGCUCUUCGUCGGCCUCCCUGGAGCUCCUAGCGCCGCAGGCUCAGGCUACAUCACUCCUGCCGCGAUGCAGCAGUUGGUUUGCCAAACUCAGAACAAGAGAAACUUUGGCGGCAUUUCCUUGUGGGAUGCCGUGUUUGCUCUGAACAACAAGGACGGAAACAACAAGAGCUAUAUCCAGAACGCCCUUGAUGCACUGACGUUUGGCUGCAACCCGAUCCCGACCACGACGAGCGCUACAGCUACCUCGGCGACGACGGCGGCCACUUCCACAUCCGCGCUCACGACAACCGCGCUCACGUCAACCGCGCUCACGUCAACCGCGCUCACGUCAACCGCGCUCACGUCAACCGCGACCACGUCAACCGCGACCACGGGUACCACAGACAUCAGCACCAGCCCAAGUUCUGGCACUUCAUCGGCGAUGACAUCUCCCAGCAGCUUCCCCGCUGUGUCAAUCUCGACUCGCUGGUCCAACUCUACCAUGACGACCCAGUCUGUUUCCCUGACCACGGUCAUCAGCACCAGCCCGAGUUCUGGCACUUCGUCGGCGAUGACAACUCCCAGCAGCUCCCCCGUUGCGUCCGACUCGACUCGCUGGUCCAGCUCUACCAUGACCUCCCGGCCUGCUUCCCUGACCACGAGCACUGUCUACACCACCAGCACGUACACAAUCACGUCUUGCGCCCCUAGCGUAACUGACUGUGCCAAGGGCCGCGUCGUUACGGAGACUAUUCCCCUGUACACUACGGUCUGCCCCGUCGCGGAAACCGCCCUGCCUGCUAAGCCCACGACCACGGGAGGAACUGCCGCUCGAACCACCAGCACCGUGUACACAACCAAGACUUACACCAUCACCUCUUGUGCCCCCUACGUGACCAACUGCCCAGUGGGCAAGGUCACUACCGAGGUGAUGGCCGCGUACACGACUGUCUGCCCUGUGGAGGGGACUGAGGCUGGCAAGGUUCCCCAGCCCACUGCUGCUUCUGGUUCCGGCGACGUUGCGGCGCCCCAGACCACCAGAACCACGACAGCCACCAUGACCGUCUACCGCACCGUCAAGCUCAACGUCACUCCGUCGGCGGAGACGUCUGUCGGCAGCUCUACGGCUGUCGCACCCAAGCCUUCCAGCGGGGGCUGCUCCGGUCUCGGGUGCGCCGGUGGUGCUACCGUCUCUACCAGCAGCUGGGCCUGGACCACCUCUGCCGCCAGCGCCUCCAGCAAUUCCACUGGGGGAUGCCCCGGUUCUGGCUGUUCUGGUGUUGCCGUCCCCACCGGCAGCUGGACCAGCUACGCCGGCGGCCCUUCAACUACUCCCAGCUACGUUUCGGGCGCCGGUGCUUGCACUCGCGCCUUCGGCCUGACCGGACUGAUUGCCGUGAUUGCCGCCGCGCUUCUGGUCAUGUAG
Molecule: messenger RNA, 2145 nt
Organism: Ustilaginoidea virens
Lineage: Eukaryota; Fungi; Ascomycota; Sordariomycetes; Hypocreales; Clavicipitaceae
Exons: 3
Coding region: 1-2145 (714 amino acids)
Biological process (GO): carbohydrate metabolic process
Cellular component (GO): extracellular region
Molecular function (GO): chitinase activity
Source: RefSeq, a predicted model, not a curated record